Molecule: messenger RNA, 189 nt
Organism: Cryptococcus wingfieldii CBS 7118
Lineage: Eukaryota; Fungi; Basidiomycota; Tremellomycetes; Tremellales; Cryptococcaceae
Exons: 2
Coding region: 1-189 (62 amino acids)
Source: RefSeq, a predicted model, not a curated record
AUGGCGGGUAUAUUCCCGGAAUUGCCGGAACCGUUCAAGGCUACGGAGGGGAGGGUGGAGAGGUUGCAACAUGUGGAUGCGAAAGCACAGUUUGCGGAGGAUAUCGAGAGGGCGAGGGAAAGUGCGAGCAAACCUUGGGCCGGAUGGGACGUGCGAGGAUGGAAGUUUCGCAUACGGCCCAAAAAGUAG